AUGGAAGACGGAGAACCUUCAAAUACAGGCAUGGAAGAUGGAGAAGCUUCAAAUAACCUUUCGGAAAAACUACCAAAAAGAGUCCUCGGCGAUGGUUGCUACCCUGUUGGUGCUCGGUUGAACAUAUAUUCAAAGGCCAAUGUAAUUGGCCUCCUUGUCGAGGUGUUAAAGGGUACUGAAGAUCUUGAGAAGCUACUUCAUUCCCAGUUUGGGAAGUUAUUCCAUCUACCUGUUGCAAGAUGUUGCAACAGCGUCAAACUUGUCCAUGCCCUUUUAUCACGACAACUUGUGACCACGAAGAAACACGAGAUUUGGUUCCUCUUUGGUGGACAGCCUCUGAGAUAUUCGAUACGGGAGUUCAAGGAAGUCACUGGAUUGAAUUGCAAUCCCGAACCUGAUAGCACAGAAGAAGAAGAAGAAGUCGGAAAAACAGGAAUCUGGAAAGACCUGUUCAGAAGAGCGAAGGCUAUGAACAUGUAUGAUGUGCUUGAAAUGCUAAAGGACCCGGAUCUACCCCGAUGGAAACGGCUUCCAUUGGCCCUAAUCGUUCUUGUCGACGGUGUUCUGUUUUGCAAUAGCAAAAAUCUGGCCCUCACCGAGAAAUACGUUGAGAUGUUGAGUGACUUGGAUAGGUUCAUGCUGUAUCCAUGGGGGAGGGUAUCCUUUAACAAAACAGUAUCUCGUUUUCAAGCUCCGAAGGCAAUCACGGAUGCCGAGAAAAGGGAGAAUCCUGUAACACGAUUGCUCCGUCAACUUAAACAGAAAACCAGUGCAUGCUAUGGAUUCCCUCUAUCACUACAACUCAUGGCCCUCCAAUCUAUACCAAUGUUGGUUUCCAAAAUUCCUCAACCUGAUAACUUGAAGACAUUCCUUGAAGAUCCCGAAGACUGUGAAAACGUUAUCACACUGUUGCAUCUUGGGGACAUGCAUGCCGUGGAAUCCGACCCUCUGAUGGUAGUGGAUGAUGGUGAGAAUGACCAACAGAAUGAAUUGCGUUGGGGAGAUGAGGUAGAGGAUGCCGAAGUUGCAUUCAUGCAGGAACUCAUGGCCGAGGGGUACAAAUUCACACCUUCGGAUUUUGCAGUGGCACCGGCACCUAUCGUGGAUAUUAGUGAUGCAGAGGACGAGGUUACCAAUGAACAGGAACCUGAGCCAUCCACCCGACCGAAAAAGAAACAGAAAACCCAUCAAACUGAAAAACGUAAGAUGCAGAGGAAGAUAGACAGGGGCAAGAACUCUUCUAAUCUAUCGGAAGAUGAAACACCUGAAAGUGGACAGAUUAAAGAUCUUAAAAGAUGGAUAGUACUUCAGAAUACUUUGCUCCUUCGUGAGAUUAAGACCGAGUUAGACAAGAGAUUGGGCGUAUACCAAGAUGACGAAGAAGAUGACGAUGUACACCAGUCAAAAGAAGAUGGGGAACAGGAUGACGAAGGACAGAAUACAAAAAAAGAUGGUGAAAAAGCGGAUGAAGAUGAAGACGAAGCCGAAGAUGGAGGGGCACAGUCUAGCGUACGCCAUAAUGAUGGUGUACACCCCGAAGAUGGUGUACACCAGAAAGAAAGAGAUGAUGAAGAAGGGACCUCUACUUACUACGGCGGGGACCAUUAUUCUCCCAGGGACCAUGCGUACUUGAAGACUCCAGAAGCUCCGACGAUGACCCCUGAACCGGGACAAGCCAAUUCAGGAACAACUCGUCCACCUCCUUACUUCGUCAUUCCGGAUGAAAUUCCACCUUCUGGCCUCAACGAGGGUGUGGCUAAUGAGGACGACUCAAAUGCGGGGAAAGAUUACCAUACUGCGCCUGAGGAUGCAAGUGAUGCUUCGCAGAAGACCCCUCGUACUCCAAAACCCCCACAAGAAGAAGAGGACGAAGAGGUAGAGGAACAGGAAGAGGAGGAAGAAGUAGAGAUGCAUGCUGCAGGCCUUGGAGUGGAGGAUAUGGGUUUGAUAACGGACGAUGACGUUGACAGGUUAAGGGAGAAAUACGCCAUGGACUCAUACGAAGAGUUUGUCGGGAAUCCGGCUAUUGCCAACGCUUAG
Molecule: messenger RNA, 2040 nt
Organism: Eutrema salsugineum
Lineage: Eukaryota; Viridiplantae; Streptophyta; Magnoliopsida; Brassicales; Brassicaceae
Exons: 4
Coding region: 1-2040 (679 amino acids)
Source: RefSeq, a predicted model, not a curated record